AUGGGAUCCAAGUUCUUGAAGCCAGGCAAAGUUGCUAUCAUCGUCCGCGGCAGAUACGCCGGUAAGAAGGUCGUCAUCAUCAAGUCUCAAGAUGAUGGCUCGAAGUCUCAUCCUUUUGGAUAUGCCCUUGUUGCUGGUAUUGAGAAGCACCCCCAGAAGGUCAACAAGUCUCACAACGAGAAGCAGGCUGCCAAGAGAAACGAGAUCAAGCCUUUUAUUAAGCUUGUCAAUUACAACCAUAUCAUGCCCACUCGUUACACUUUUGAGCUUGACAACUUGAAGACUGUCAUCAGCGAGGAGACCUUUGAUGAGGGUGCUUCUCAACGUGAGGAGGCCAAGACUACCAUCAAGAAGGCCUUCGAGGAGAAGCACCAGGCUGGCAAGAACACCUGGUUCUUCACCCAGCUCCGCUUCUAA
This is a messenger RNA of Magnusiomyces paraingens, 417 nucleotides long. RefSeq names its product 60S ribosomal protein eL27. Gene Ontology annotation, cellular component: cytosolic large ribosomal subunit; ribosome. NCBI's taxonomy places the organism in Eukaryota, Fungi, Ascomycota, Dipodascomycetes, Dipodascales, Dipodascaceae. Gene Ontology annotation, biological process: translation. The transcript is spliced from 2 exons. Gene Ontology annotation, molecular function: structural constituent of ribosome. The record is from RefSeq and is a predicted model, not a curated record. Bases 1 to 417 code for a protein of 138 amino acids.